This is a messenger RNA of Myzus persicae (green peach aphid), 965 nucleotides long. RefSeq lists its product as uncharacterized. The record is from RefSeq and is a predicted model, not a curated record. The coding region runs from base 373 to 891 and encodes 172 amino acids. NCBI's taxonomy places the organism in Eukaryota, Metazoa, Arthropoda, Insecta, Hemiptera, Aphididae. The transcript is spliced from 7 exons.
GGUACGACAUUGCUAACUACAAGUCGUACCCAUAGACAUAUAUAAAUAAUUAAUAUAUUGUCUAUGCACCAAAAUAUUAAUGUUUAUCUUGGAAAUGAUAGAUAUAGAUAACAGAUUGUAGCCAUGUUCAGUCUUCAAUUUAUGCUCGACGCCUCGACGUUCGACGCCCGUCAGUUGUUAUCUAGUAUCUACACAGUAAUGUCGUACGUCGUAGACCGCAGUUGACAGUAACGGUGAACGUGUAAGAAAUUAAAAUUUUAAAUCUCAACGGUAUUUUUAUCUAUGUUCUCUCUUCUACGAUUAAACUACCAGUUUUCUACUAUUUUCAACAUUGAACAUUCCAACUUGUUUUAAAUUUUUUCAUUCAGCACAAUGGAAUUAUUACAUUUGGCACCGGAGACUACAAACUUUCAUUGUCCAUUUAAUGCAGCUCAUACAAUGCCGCAAAAGACAUUAACCAAGCACUUAACAAAAUGCCCAGAUAAACCACCCAAUUUUAAACAUUGCAUCUACAAUUUAUCACAUGUAAUGCCUGACACAGAAUUGAAGAGUCAUGAAGAAAAUUGCCCAAAUCGAAUAUUAAUUGAUACAGCUAUUUAUGAACCGGAAGAUAUGACGCGUCCAGAUUCGAAUGUAGAAAAUGCACCAUCCAUAAAGUAUGAGGAAUCUUGGGAUGGUUUGGAACAUACGUCUGAAAUUUUGAAGACUAUCAAAACCAAAACAGCAUCAAUGAAAGCAACUCAUAACAUUACAAGAUCAGAACGUAAACAACAUCGUGUCAACUUACACGAAAAUGAUAUUCAUAACGUUGAUAAUAUGAAUAAGAAGAAACAACUGGAUAAGAAAAUGGAUUCAAAACCAUUAUUCAUUGGAAAAAGACCCAAUACAUAAAAAUGAAAAGAUGACAAUUUUAAUACAGUAGACUAAAAAAAAAAAUCACGUUAAUUCAACUAAAUUAAAGAACA